Cryptotermes secundus is the source of this 1485-nucleotide messenger RNA. RefSeq names its product zinc finger protein 660-like. The record is from RefSeq and is a predicted model, not a curated record. The coding region runs from base 1 to 1485 and encodes 494 amino acids. Gene Ontology annotation, cellular component: nucleus. Gene Ontology annotation, molecular function: DNA-binding transcription factor activity, RNA polymerase II-specific; RNA polymerase II transcription regulatory region sequence-specific DNA binding. NCBI's taxonomy places the organism in Eukaryota, Metazoa, Arthropoda, Insecta, Blattodea, Kalotermitidae. The transcript has 7 exons. Gene Ontology annotation, biological process: regulation of transcription by RNA polymerase II.
AUGGCAACGGCCUUACUUGGAAAGCCUGAUCAACAAGGCGGCAAAAGCAAAGAACAUUUUAUGCAAACCUCUGGACGGAAAGGUCCUGCUCACUGGAAUGAUACGACUAUACGCAGCAGUACACAGGCUGUUGAGGGACAGCCUCUUUGCCGGAGUGUGUUCAAGGAAAGGGGGAGAUUGCGCCCGACAGCAGACAUCGAAAGAGAAGUGGCGAUUCUGAUGACGAGUGUUAAAUUAAGUGCAACAAAGCACCUCAAUAAGGACGUUAAUGCAGAGGAACUUCUUUGUGAACAGAGUGCAGGAUUGCCAGAGUUAUACAGAGAAGGGGACGUACAUAAGUGCGAGAUAUGCAAGAAAUCAUUCUCUCGUACAUAUAAUCUGUCGGAAUAUGCAGUUGGAAGCAGCACAGAAACAAUGUCGCGUUGUGAAAUGUGUGCCACAUCCUUAACUCCUAAGUGUAGUGCAGUACAACGAUUCAGUGGUCGUGUAUGGUCCUUUGCAUGCAAUGAAUGCAAGAGAGGUUUCACUGGUCGUGUUAAUCUAGAGAAUCAUAUCAGGAGUGUUAAAUUAAGUGCAACAACGCACCUCAUUGAGGAUGUUAAUGCAGAGGAACGUCUUUGUGAACAGAGUGCAGGAUUGCCAGAUUUAUACGGAGAAGGGGACGUUCAUACGUGCGAGAUAUGCAAGAAAUCAUUCUCUCGUAGAAAUAAUCUGUCGGAAUAUGUAGUUGGAAGCAGCAGAGAAGCAAUGACUUGUUGUGAAAUGUGUGUUACACAGUUAACUCCUAAGCGUAGUGAAGCACAACGAUUCAGUGGUCGUAUAUCGCCCUUUGCAUGCAAUGUAUGCAAGAGAAGUUGCACUGGUCGUGCUAAUCUAGAGAAUCAUAUCAGGGUAUCACAGCAACAAGCACAGAAUGCCUAUCAGGGGAUUGGAGAGAACCUAGGAACUUCGAGCAGAGUGCGCACUUCUGUGCGCCAAAGAGCUGAGAGUCGUUUUGAAAUGCAUGGGAUCUACGUGCAGAACCGGCUAGAGCAAGAGAAGAAGAAGAAUAACAAGAGAAGAAUGGCAAGUGAAGAAGAGCGCCUUGCGAGACUGCGAAUGACGUUGCAUUCCUUAGCAACUCGAGUCCCAAAAAUAAUUCUCAUACGAGUUGACUGGACAUUUCCUGCUUUGAAGAAUCAGGCUAGUGUUAAAUUAAAUUCAGCAGACAUUGAAGCAAUACACGUCAAUAAGGAUUUUAAUGUCAAGGAACUUCUUCUUCGUGAAUUGUUAAACACAGAAGAAAACUUCAAUUCUUGCAGGAUAUGUAAGAAGUCAUUGUCUCGUGAGACUAACUUGCUGGGACAUUCAAGUGGAAUGCAAGGGGCCGGUACAAUCUGCUUCUUUUUUGUGGCUGGAGCCACCGGAACAUGCUUUCCUGAGGGCGCUCAUGCUGCUCUGCUGUACUGCCUCGAAGUGCCGCCGCGAAGGAAACACGUGGAGUGA